Molecule: messenger RNA, 4531 nt
Organism: Alexandromys fortis (reed vole)
Lineage: Eukaryota; Metazoa; Chordata; Mammalia; Rodentia; Cricetidae
Gene: Orc5
Product: origin recognition complex subunit 5
Exons: 13
Coding region: 135-1289 (384 amino acids)
Biological process (GO): DNA replication initiation; DNA replication
Cellular component (GO): nucleus; nuclear origin of replication recognition complex
Molecular function (GO): DNA replication origin binding
Source: RefSeq, a predicted model, not a curated record
CGGCGCCGGCUGCAUCCCAGCCUCCGCGCUUCCGGGAGGGAAGCUGGUGGUUGAGCAUCGUGAAAUCGGCCCGAAUAGACUCCGGUGCUGACUGGCGGCUACCCACUCUGCGGUUUCGGGUGGUGCCCGCCAGAAUGUCCCACUUGGAGAGCCUGGUGCUCUGUCGAGAGGCUCAGGUGUCCACCCUGCAGUCCCUGUUUGGAGAGAGACAUCAUUUCAGCUUUCCAUCCAUCUUUAUUUACGGACAUACUGCCAGCGGGAAGACCUAUGUGACACAAACUUUGUUGAAGGCCUUAGAGCUCCCGCAUGCCUUUGUGAAUUGUGUUGAGUGCUUUACUUUGAAGCUACUUUUGGAACAAAUUCUAAACAAGUUGAGUCAUCUCAGUUCUUCAGAGGCAGACUGCCCUACAGAAAUCACCUGUGAAACAUUUAAUGACUUUGUUCGAUUGUUUAAGCAAGUGACCAGUACUGAAAAUCUCAAGGAUCAGACUGUAUAUAUUGUUCUGGAUAAAGCUGAAUAUCUAAGAGACAUGGAAGCAAAUCUUUUGCCUGGCUUUCUUAGGUUGCAAGAAUUGACUGACAGAAAUGUGACUGUUAUCUUUCUCAGUGAGAUCAUUUGGGAAAAGUUUCGUCCAAACACCGGAUGCUUUGAACCAUUUGUCUUGUAUUUCCCUGAUUAUAGCAUAGGGAACCUCCAAAAGAUCCUGUCCCACGACCACCCUCCAGAGUACUCAGCUGAUUUUUAUGCUGCCUAUAUUAAUAUUCUUCUUGGAGUUUUCUACACUGUGUGCCGAGAUCUGAAGGAGCUCAGACAUCUGGCAGUGCUUAAUUUUCCCAAAUACUGUGAACCUGUAGUUAAAGGAGAAGCAGGUGAACGUGAUACUCGCAAACUGUGGAGAAAUAUUGAGCCUCACCUGAAGAAAGCAAUGCAGACUGUUUAUCUCAGGGAGAUAUCAAGUUCUCAGUGGGAAAAGUUACAGGAAGAGGACACAGACCCAGGACAGCUAAAAGGUCUCUCGGCGUACACCCACAUGGAGCUUCCGUAUUACUCUAAGUUUAUUCUGAUUGCUGCGUACCUUGCCUCCUAUAACCCGGCCAGAACUGACAGGAGGUUCUUCCUUAAGCAUCAUGGGAAAAUCAAGAAAACCAACUUUCUAAAGAAACAUGAGAAGACAAGCAAUCACCUCCUUGGGCCCAAGCCAUUCCCACUGGACAGGCUGUUAGCAAUACUGUAUAGCAUCGUGGACAGCAGAGUGCCUCCAACCGCACACGUCUUCUCCCAGGAAUAGAGAAGAGAUUUAAAGUAUCCUGAAGAUGGGUUCACUCUAUGUACGUACAUACUAUUUCAUACAUGGGACUUGCGUGUCCUCAGCUUCGACAACUAUGGGGUCCUUCAGCCAAGCCUCCUGAGGAUGCCGAGGGGCAGCUGUAUUGAGAAUUCCAAACCCAGACCCCUUGGGGGUAACACAGAAUGUACAAGUAUAACUAAUGUUAAAAGCAAUUUAAUGUUUCUCGUUCUUUUUCUGUUUUUAGUAAAGUAAUUUUAAAAAAAAUCACUGCUGAUUAAACAAGCAUCUGAUUAAAUUCAUGAGUUAUAAUAUGUAAGCAUUGGUUUAAUGAAAACAUUAUAAGUGUGUAUGAAAGUGUUCUAUAAUAUCUUUAUUUCUCAUAAGUAUACUUUUCAGGCUGAUAUACCCUUUUUGUUAUUUGGUCUGUUCUCCAGAAUUAACUCAACUUUUAGUAUUUCACCAGGUGGCAGAAUAAACCCAGAAGUAGAAGUUGAAGAUUUGGUUUUGGGAAGUAGUUAUAGUGUCUUUUUUUCUUUUUUCCAUUGAAGUUUAAAGAAAAUUCCAUAAGUAUAGUCAUACUAGAUGUCUUAAAUGAUUCAGAAAGACUUGGCGUGUCAAGAUGAUGUAACUAGGUCUCAGAGUAGUCAUAUCCGAGAUGCGGUGGUCAGUUUGUUUUAUGGCUGAUAAUGUGUAAAUAAUUAUUUAUAUCAAAGUUACUUCACUAUGAAUUUGAUCUCGGAAUGGAGGUCACACUUUGGAACCUGUGAUGAUGGCUUUUAAUUCAUUAAAGAAUCUUAAAGUUCCAUCGCGAUAAAGUCGGCAUUUAUAGACAGUUUGCAUGUACAGCGUGUGUGCAGUAGGACAAAGGUGUUCUAGCCAGUUAUGUGCUGUGGAUAUUGUCAGGUGCUGAUAAUUUUAAAAGGCUGGGUCAGUGCCUUCCUGCUUGAUAUUCUGUGGAGACGAGGUCUUGCUGUGCUGAGUGCACCCCAAUCCUGUUGUCUUUUCCUGAGUGCCACACAUGUCCUGGUGCCACACAUGUCCUGGCGCCACACACGUCCUGGUGCCUGCCACAUAUGUCCUAGUGCCGCACAUGUCCUAGUGCCACACACGUCCUGGUGCCACACAUGUCCUGGUGUCACACAUGCUCAGUUUUUCUUACUGCUAGUGACUGUCUGCACACAACACACACAGGAGCUACAGUGACUGAAAUAAACACUGGGAGCUGUUACAUUUAAACAAAUUCACCUUAGAUUGAAGAGAGGUUGGAGAAAGAUGACUCCAAACAGAAAAGAAUCACGAUGGUGUGUGUGUGUGUGUGAGAGAUUAUCAUUCUUAGAUGUCCCCAAAUUACCUUUUGAAAAGUGAACAAGGAUAAUUAGGGCUGAAUUUUUAAAAAUUUUGGGGGAGUUUGCAACUUUUUUCUUGGGGGUGCAUAAAAUAAAAUUAAAAGGCUGUGAGUACUUGGCACUGCUUUUGAGAGGCUUAAAGCAGCAAACAAUUCCUUCUGCACAUCACUGUAACCGUGGUGUGUGCUGCUGUUCACAGUGCUACCCCACCCACCUCCCGCACGGCACACACCUCAGACUGUGCCUCAAGAAGCUAGUUUAGAAAUAGACUUGUUUAGAAAUAGACUUCUCAAGAUUUUUACUAUCUAAGGAAAAAUCAAACAGUUACAGUUAGAGGUCUCUGAUACAAGAUUUAUCAACUUUUCUGGGUUUUGGCAGCGCUAACCAGUGCACACCAGUCUUUGUGUGUGCGUUACUGGGACUGAUACACUUAGAACAGCUUGGCCCGAGGUCUGUCUUUAUUUGGCAAGUAAAAUCCUUUUAUUCUUAGGACCGCUGUGAACACUAGAGGGCAGUGUUGCCGCAUUGCAGCUUCACGUUGCAGUAGGAAACCGGCUUUAACUUAGCAUUGCUGCUGAUACUUAAAAAAAAAAAGAUUUAAAUUUUUUCCACAUUUGGUUUGUUUGAGUGAAGGCAGAAUGACUUGAAGAAAUUUAGUAUGUGCUGUGUGUGCUCAUGCAUGAAUACCUUUCAUGUAAAGUAUGAUUGGUAAGGAAUGAGGUUGCUUGUCCAUAUGAAACAAUACUACUUUUCGGUUUAUUAUCUUAAAGAUUUGUCUUAUAGUAAGAUGCUAUCUUGUAGCUUGGUUUAACACUUUAUAUAUAAAAGUGUUCAUAUAACAAUUGAUCAUUUAUGGUAUAUACAUUUAAAGUUAUCACAAAAAUUAUUUUUAUUUCAUUUAAAUUAUUUCUAUAUUGAAACUAUAAAUAUAAUGUCUUAAGGGAGAUUUUUUGAGAUCUGAGGAAAAUUCAUAAUUGAUGAUCUGAGAAUAAGUUAUUGUCUUGGGUAUUCUGGGUCCACUCCCUGAUGCUUUCGUGUCUAGAUGAGCAGACAGUAGUAGCAGCCCCUGAACGUCUUAGAAUAGUUUAGCUAGACUGAACUUUAAGAACAUUUUAGAUAUUAGUCACACCUAAUUUUUAUCCUUAUAUACCUUUAAUCCUUGUCAGGAGUCUGUUUUAAAGUUUUCUCUAAGGUCUGUGGGCUUUCCCUGGGUGAAUGCUGUGGCCGACACACUUGCCCUGGGAUAUUUCUUAUAUUCUCCUUCUCUCUGCUACACGAGUGUGUGUGUGUGUGUGUGUGUGUGUGUGUGUGUGUGUGCAAACACAGCAAACACGUAAAGGCUACAGGUAUCACCUUCACAUUGUGAAUUGAUGAGAUGGGACCUUUGGAAACCACCUUCAAACAUAAAAUAUGCUUAUCAUUUUCCAGAAGCAUAUUAAGUCCACAUUAUGAUUCUUUAAUGUGUUUAUUUUCUGCCCCUUGUUUGAGGAAAAAUGAUGAACUUGUUUGAAAAAUUUCAAAUACUUUGUUUUUUAAAGCAGGAUUCAAGUACAGUUCUUUGCGUUUCUCACGUGUCCCAGUUACUUUAAAAUAUUAAGCCAUGUUGCUUUGUUUUUUCCACAAAGGACGGCAUUGCUAGUUUAUUUCUGAAAUCAUUGGUACCAAGCUGUAAGGUGAUUUUGAAGAGGAAAUUUUUUAAGAAGUAGAGACAUUGAAUUGUACAUGCUUACAUAAUUUUAGAAAAAAAUUAAAGGAACUUAUUAUGAUGCUUUCAUGUAAUUGUUUAACAUGACAAUUAUUUCAUCAUUGUAAAGAUUUGCUAGGAAUAAAUAGCGAGAAACUGUUGAAAGGUGAGGAAGCAAACAUAAUCGUUAUGAAACGGUUGUAUUUUCAGUC